Drosophila elegans is the source of this 1957-nucleotide messenger RNA. Its product is annotated as hydroxymethylglutaryl-CoA synthase 1. The record is from RefSeq and is a predicted model, not a curated record. Gene Ontology annotation, molecular function: hydroxymethylglutaryl-CoA synthase activity. Gene Ontology annotation, biological process: acetyl-CoA metabolic process. The transcript is spliced from 2 exons. Bases 162 to 1559 code for a protein of 465 amino acids. NCBI's taxonomy places the organism in Eukaryota, Metazoa, Arthropoda, Insecta, Diptera, Drosophilidae.
GGUCGUCAGUCCGUGGAGAGAUUCGAUCGAGUGAGCUUCGCGCUUCCCAACCUCCCAACUUCCAGCCCCGAAAAGUGAAAACCCAUAGUCAAUAGGCCAAAAAGUAGUCGCAGGUGCUAACAGCAACGAGCUCAGGAUUAAAUAGAUAGCCGGAAACAAUCAUGGCAUCCCACUGGCCCCAGAACGUUGGAAUACGCGCCAUCGAGGUGCUCUUCCCCUCCCAGUACGUGGACCAGACGGAGCUGGAGACCUUCGACGGUGCCUCCGCCGGCAAGUACACAAUUGGAUUGGGCCAGGCCAAGAUGGGUUUCUGCUCGGACCGCGAGGAUGUUAACUCGCUCUGCCUGACGGUUGUGAGCCGCCUGCUGGAGCGGCACCAUGUGAAGCACUCGGAGAUCGGGCGCCUGGAGGUGGGCACCGAGACCAUUGUGGACAAGUCCAAGUCGGUCAAGUCGGUGCUGAUGCAGCUGUUCGCCGAGAGCGGAAACACGGACAUCGAGGGCAUCGACACCACAAACGCCUGCUACGGCGGCACGGCGGCGCUCUUCAACGCCGUCAACUGGGUGGAGUCGUCCAGCUGGGACGGUCGCCUGGCCCUGGCCGUGUGUGCGGACAUUGCCGUGUACGCCAAGGGUGCUGCUCGCCCCACUGGCGGCGCUGGUGCGGUGGCCAUGCUGGUGGGUCCCGAUGCGCCGCUGGUCUUCGACCGUGGCCUGCGGGCCACCCACAUGGAGCAUGCCUACGACUUCUACAAGCCGGACCUCAGCUCCGAGUAUCCCACGGUGGACGGCAAGCUGUCCAUUCAAUGUUACCUUUCGGCCCUGGACACCUGCUAUCGGCUGUACCGCAAGAAGUUCGACCAGCAGCAGAAGGACAGCUCCAAGCCGACGGCCAGCCUGAGCACCUUCGACGCCAUCCUGUUCCACACGCCCUUCUGCAAGCUGGUGCAGAAAUCGGUGGGUCGCCUGAGCUUCAACGAUUUCCUGCUGAGCAGCGAGGCGGAGCGGACGAAACAGUUCCCGGGCUUGGAGCGCUUCAAUGGCUCCAGCCUGGAGAGCACAUACUUCGAUCGCGAUGUGGAGAAGGCCUUCCUCACGCAGUCCGCCGACAUCUUUGCCAGCAAGACCAAGAAGACGCUGCUGCUGGCCAACCAGGUGGGCAACAUGUACACCCCGUCGGUGUACUCCGGCCUGGUCUCGCUGCUGAUUGGAGAGCCGGCCAAGGAGCUGGUGGGCAAACGCAUUGGCGUCUUCUCCUACGGAUCCGGACUGGCGGCUUCAAUGUACUCGAUAAGUGUGACCCAGGAUGCGGCUGCCUUCGAGCAGUUCGUCUCGAAGCUGGACUAUGUGCAGCCGCUGCUCAACUCACGCGAGAAGGUGGCCCCCGAGCAGUUCUCAGCGCUGAUGGAGGUGCGGGAGAAGAACAACCAUGCGGCGCCCUACACGCCCACGGGCAGCAUCUCCGCCCUGUUUCCCGGCACCUAUUACCUGAAGGACGUGGACUCGCUGCAUCGACGCACCUACGAGCGCACGCCGACCAUCAGCAACGGGGUGCACUAACCCCGGGCUAUUGGUUCAGCGGUUUGGUUCUGGUUUCGCCUCCAACUUGACAAUAACUCCAAUCGACCCUCGACCAAACCCCAUGUAAGCUGUAGCUGUAGACGGUAACUAUUUAUAACUGGUGCGAUCCCGGGGGUCGCUUUUCUUUCACUCUUCUUAUUCGGGUCCUAAUUGCGUAUAUAGAUAGCACUGCACCUUCAACCAACCACACCUAUUAUUUAUACAAGCUUGCGCAUCCACUCUUCAUCCAGUCAGUCCUUAUUUAUACCAUGGAACAAGUCUUAACUAGCGUCGGUACUGCAAUUUAUGCCUAUUAAUGUACAAUACUUAUACCUGUGUGUAAGGCACACAAUCGAUUGUUUUACGAACAAUAAAAAUCAACAAAGUCAACAAACGAA